AUGUCGUUAACGAGGGCCAGCUUUACAGUACGCAGUAUUUUAAAUUUACCAGAUCAACGCGAAAUUGACCGUCUAAGUGAAUGGGAUCAAGGAAGUGGAAGAGCAAUCCAAUCUACUGUCAUUAAAAAAGAAGCAGACCAAAUCUCACAGCAUGACUAUUCGAAAUUAUCCUUUUCGGGGUGGCUUGGUUCUGACAAAAUUUCAUCUGAUGAAAGCAGCACAGAUACGGCUUCCGCGGACUGUAUCCAAAGAAAAGGCUCGUCAUCCAUCAUGAAGAAUGAGAAGAAGAAAAAACGACGAGUCCUAUUCUCCAAAGCACAAACGUUUGAGCUAGAGCGAAGAUUCCAACAACAGCGUUACCUAUCUGCCCCUGAACGCGAACACUUCGCUCACCUUCUGAGCCUAACCCCGACUCAGGUGAAGAUCUGGUUCCAAAACCACAGGUAUAAAAUGAAGAGAGCCCGUGUAGAUGGCACUCUACAGAUCGAUAUAAACCAGCCCCAACUGGUGCGCAGAGUGGCAGUGCCAGUGCUGGUCAGAGAUGGCAAACCCUGUCACUCUUGUUCCAUUACCUCCGUGCAGAUCCAGGACAAGCCCGGCGACACUGUUCAACCCAAUUCCUACACUGCUUUUACAGUUCAUGGCUUUCAACAGGUACAGCACACAGGACCAUUUGGCGUCUUUCCUAGUUAUCAUCAUUUAACACAUCCUGUUGUACGGAGACAACAGUGGAGCUGGUGA
Messenger RNA from Carcharodon carcharias (great white shark), 741 nucleotides. RefSeq names its product NK2 transcription factor related, locus 9 (Drosophila) (gene nkx2-9). Gene Ontology annotation, cellular component: nucleus. Gene Ontology annotation, molecular function: RNA polymerase II cis-regulatory region sequence-specific DNA binding; DNA-binding transcription factor activity, RNA polymerase II-specific. The record is from RefSeq and is a predicted model, not a curated record. The coding region runs from base 1 to 741 and encodes 246 amino acids. The transcript has 2 exons. Lineage: Eukaryota; Metazoa; Chordata; Chondrichthyes; Lamniformes; Lamnidae. Gene Ontology annotation, biological process: cell differentiation; regulation of transcription by RNA polymerase II.